Messenger RNA from Solea senegalensis (Senegalese sole), 6362 nucleotides. It is a transcript of the gene camk2b1, whose product is annotated as calcium/calmodulin-dependent protein kinase (CaM kinase) II beta 1. Gene Ontology annotation, cellular component: neuron projection; cytoplasm. Gene Ontology annotation, molecular function: calmodulin binding; calcium/calmodulin-dependent protein kinase activity; ATP binding. The record is from RefSeq and is a predicted model, not a curated record. NCBI's taxonomy places the organism in Eukaryota, Metazoa, Chordata, Actinopteri, Pleuronectiformes, Soleidae. The transcript has 25 exons. Gene Ontology annotation, biological process: protein phosphorylation. The coding region runs from base 239 to 2323 and encodes 694 amino acids.
AGAAGAGAGCGAGAGAGAGCGCGAGCUCAUACCCUGCCUGGCCGCUUCGUCUCUCCGGUAUCAGAGCCGCCGUCGUUUUGAGCCCUCGCUUGAAGGCAUUUCGCCGCUCCAACGGCCGUGAAGCUGCUGGGCGGAGCUGUCCUUUAAAACACAACGUUUAGCACAAAACAACCGCAAACUGUUUGAAUUCUCUUUUCCCUCCAAGAGCUGAGCAAUAAGGAGAAGAAACGAGAGAGACAUGGCAACGACAACCUGUACGCGAUUCACAGACGAGUACCAGCUGUACGAGGAGCUGGGGAAGGGAGCCUUUUCGGUGGUGCGCAGAUGUGUGAAGCUGUGUACGGGACAGGAGUAUGCUGCCAAAAUAAUCAACACCAAAAAGUUAUCUGCAAGAGAUCACCAGAAGCUGGAGCGAGAGGCUCGAAUUUGUCGCCUGCUGAAACACCCCAACAUUGUUCGUCUUCAUGACAGUAUAUCAGAGGAGGGCUUCCACUACCUCCUGUUUGACUUGGUGACCGGAGGUGAACUGUUUGAGGACAUCGUGGCCAGAGAGUAUUACAGUGAGGCAGAUGCCAGUCAUUGCAUCCAGCAGAUCCUGGAGGCAGUGCUUCACUGCCAUCAAAUGGGCGUGGUGCACCGGGACCUGAAGCCAGAAAACCUGCUCCUGGCAAGCAAAUGUAAGAACGCUGCCGUGAAGCUUGCUGACUUUGGCCUGGCCAUCGAGGUGCAAGGGGAUCAGCAGGCCUGGUUUGGAUUUGCUGGCACACCAGGGUACCUGUCACCUGAGGUACUGAGGAAGGAGGCAUAUGGCAAACCUGUUGACAUCUGGGCCUGCGGGGUGAUCCUCUAUAUCCUGCUGGUGGGUUACCCUCCUUUCUGGGAUGAGGACCAGCACAAGCUGUACCAGCAGAUCAAGGCUGGGGCUUACGAUUUUCCUUCCCCGGAAUGGGACACAGUCACCCCAGAGGCCAAAAACCUGAUCAACCAGAUGCUCACUAUCAACCCAGCCAAGAGGAUCACUGCUCAGGAGGCCCUCAAGCAUCCAUGGGUCUGCCAACGAUCCACAGUGGCAUCCAUGAUGCACAGACAGGAGACCGUGGAGUGCUUGAAGAAAUUCAAUGCCAGAAGGAAACUCAAGGGGGCCAUUCUUACUACAAUGCUGGUUUCUCGAAACUUCUCUGUGGGCAGCAGGCAGACCACCGCUCCACCCUCUGUCACUGCAGCCGCAGCAGCAGUUGCUGCAGCCGCCGGCACCACCGCUGGGCUGGUGGAACAAGCAGCUAAGACUUUGCUCAACAAAAAGGCAGAUGUUAAGAAACGCAAGUCCAGCUCUACUGUUCAGUAUAUGCCCCAGACAAACAGCACCAAAAACAGCAUAGUCACCAGCCCCAAAGGAAACAUCCCUUCACCUGCUCUGGAACCUCAGACAACUGUCAUCCAUAAUCCAGUAGACGGAACAAAGGAGUCAUCAGACAGUAGCAACACCACUGUGGAGGACGAGGAUGUUAAAGGGAAGAGCUUAGACAACAGCUCGCUUAAGGCGCAGUCCAGCACAAGCUCCCAGCCUGAUAGCUCGCAAGGCUCCUCAUCUGCUGUGUUUUCCGCUGCAAAGUUUGCUGACCUGCUGGGCUCAGUGCGCAGGGGCUCAGGGCCUGCAGCCGAAACUGAAGGGAGAUCUGUCACACCACCUCCCGCUGUGCGCUCAGCCCCCUCCCCUCCACACACCCCUGCUGUCCCAAUGCAGAUGUCACGGCUCACAGACCUGGUAAGCAGUGUCCGCAGGGUGCCGGCACCUCCUGUACCUGAGAGUGAUGCUGCACCGGUGCAGGUACCUAGCGCCAGGCAGCCUCCACCUGCACAAACCACUUCCCCACCUCCCCCCCACUCCCCCUCCAGCCCCUCCCUCUCGUCUGCCCAGACACGCAAACAAGAAAUCAUCAAGAUCACAGAGCAGCUGAUAGAGGCGAUCAACAAUGGAGACUUUGAGGCAUACGCUAAGAUUUGUGAUCCUGGACUGACUUCGUUUGAGCCUGAGGCGCUGGGAAACCUCGUAGAGGGGAUGGACUUUCACAGAUUUUACUUUGAGAACCUUUUGGCUAAGAACAACAAACCCAUUCACACCACCAUCCUGAACCCUCACGUCCACCUGAUCGGCGAGGACGCGGCCUGCAUCGCUUACAUCCGCUUGACUCAGUUUGUAGACGGCCAGGGUCGACCACGGUCCAGCCAGUCGGAGGAAACACGCGUGUGGCACCGUAGAGACAGCAAGUGGCAGAACAUCCACUUCCACUGCUCAGGCGCGCCUGCUGCGCCGCUCCAGUGAGGUCCAGAUGACAACUCACUGAAAGGGAUGAAUGCCAUAGUUUUGUCAGUGAGGAGAGAAAGAGGAAGAAGAGGAGGAGGAGGAGGAGGUGGUGGUGGUGGUGGUGGUGGAGGAGAAAGGGGUGAAAGAACAAGUCCACUGUCAGUUUCAGGGGCUCCUCGCCCUUCUUCAACAAACCCUCCCUCCACAGAUGCCCGGCUUCCACCUCCACCUCCAGAAUGCAUCUCUUCUUCUUCUCUUACUACUACUGCCCCCUGUCUUUCACCUGCUCUAAAACACCUUGUGACAGCCGUCAGACAGCAGCAUCCUCCGUCUCUUCUCUCCAGCUUCCUCUUCUCCCCUGCAGCACACUGGGUGAAUGAUUGGUGGAGGUGGAGGUUUUUUUCUCCACACUUGUGUGAUUCCCUCUUCCUGUGGUCUCUCCCUCAUCCACACACUAUUUGUGGCACCGACCCUCUUGUCCUCAUGUGAAUCCACACUCGUGUGACAUAAACACUGCACUGGAAAUACAUAAUGUAAAGUUUUAAGUAAAAUCUAUUAUCAUUAUCCUUAUUAUUAUUAUUAUUACUAUAUUAUUGUUAUUAUAUUAUUAUAGUUAUAUAGUUACAACACAUUUGAAAGUGCAUUUGUAAUUUGUAUAAUUCAUAAUUCUUGAUGCCAGUGGUUUUUAGAGUUGAAGGAAAUCUUUUGUCUGUUUGUUUGUUUUUCUCUAUCUUUUUAAGGAAGCAUGUUUUUCCCAGUAUUAACAGUGGCUGUUUUUAUUGUGGCUAUUAAGUGGAAAAUGAUAUUGGCAGUUUUUUUGUUUUUUUUGUAAUUUGCCUCUUGUAUGUUAGCUAUAAUACUGCGCCCUAACUCAUGGUCAUUUUGUCUGUUCAUUUGUUUUUUGGAGGAUUAUUUCCUAUUUUCCUUUUCUUUUUUGUCUUUUUUUUGGAAAGGGUGUGUCUGAUGGGUGUCAUGUGAAGGUCAAGAGUGAAUCCGUGUGUGUGUAUGUGUGAGUGAGUGGCUGUGGUUUGGUAAAGCAUGUUCUGAUCCAGAAAACACUGACUCUGCAAAGUUGGAGGAAGUUGGGAACUUUUCCCGUGUUGCAAUGUGAAAAGUCUCUCGAGGGGUCGAGCUUAGUUCAUUGUCUUUCUGACUGACAACAUUUCAAACACAUUUUUAUUUUAUUUUUUUUCUUAAGAAAAAAGCAUCCAAUAAGAGUUUCACCAUGUUUGCGUUUCCAUCUCCGUGUACAGUAUAAGACUGAAGCAGUAUUGUAAACAUGACUGAAAGGAAAAACACGUUCUCCUUUCAUUGUUUUGCUGCACCCAUAAGAAACAAAGUUACAAUUUAUUCAUACAUCAUCACAAAAUACCAAUUUAUUUUCGUGUAUGACCGCAGAUCUUGUGUUUUCUUAAUUGACAAAGCAAACUUGCAACCCAAAGAGGAAAUAUUAUGGCCAAGGGCCACUGCAGCAUAGAUAAUCUGCUGGUAUAAAGUAAAAUGAGGAUUAUUUGUAGGCCUGGACCAGUUAUACACAUUCAAAGUUAUAUUUUCAAAUAACAGAAGUUUAAAGAAAAGAGUCUCAUUUUAGGUGGAAACAUAAUUUUUGGUACAUCAUGUGUGUAUUGCAUUGUCAUUGUAUCUUUCUACUAAAAGGCUAAAGAAUGGUAAAACUUCAUAGCAGACGAGAAAAGGACUUUGACAAUCAAAAUGUUUCAUAUUAUUUUCUAACACACCAACUUGUGACUAAAUGAGAGGCUGCAUGUCACGAUUAGAUAAAUGUAAAAUGUGUGGCACGGCACAGUAACACAAAGGUUCCUUCUUUUGGUGGCAGUGACUGUGUUAUGUUUCCAUACUUCCUAGAACUCACUGUCCUCUGAACCCACACUCUGUUGUACAAGAGUGAGUCACAGAAAUGUCAGUGAGCAGCAGUUCACCGUUGCCUCCCUGUUUCUACCGGGAGCUGUUUUUUGUUGAUUUUCUGCCUUGGUGGUGCAAUAAAGAUGCUCAGUGAGGGAGGGGAACACACUGCUGGUGACUCCUGCUGUUGACAGCUUGAAGCAGAGGCUUGAAGCUCAGCACAUUCUCAAAAGUUGGUGUAUUUUUAACUCGCUAAACACUUGGUGCUGUCGGGAACACAGAAGCGGGAGCUGUUUUUGCUGAAAAUGUCAAAAAGGGAAAGGUGGCGCUCUAAAGAAAAGGUUCCCAGUGGAGGUCUGACCUUUCUUACUUCCAAAGCCAUAUAAUGCAGAAAACUCCUGCUGCUGCCUGUUGAUUCUAAUGAAGCACUCACACUUUGGUCUGAAUCAGUGAUGAGGAUUGACAGAUUUCCCCCGCGCCUUACCAUGAGUUCACAUGUAUCUGCAGGUGUCACACACACACACACACAUAACAGCUCCGCUCUUCUGGCUCCUCAUUUCAGCACAGUCCUUUGCCACCAGCUUGUGUAACAUCUGUGUGAGUGUGUGCAUGUGCACUGCAUCCAUCGCUCUGGAUGUGUAUUGCAAGGUUGAUGUUGAUGAUGUGACCGAGGGCGAAGGCUUUAUUUUGCAGGACAUAUCAGUCUGCUGCCUUCAGCCCAGGAUGCCUUUUUGUCUCCUGAUUUGAUUUUUUAUUUUUUUUUUCAUGUUUUUACUUUUGUGCUCUUUGAUUUGUGUGACAGUAGUAUCAGCUUUUUGUAUGAUAUGAAGUGCUUGUGCCAGGUGUGACGGGAUGAUACACACGGACUUUGCAGCAAUUACAAACUUUUUUUUGUCAGAGUGUGACUUUGCGAUCCGCUCCACUUUUACUUUGCUCGUCCACUAAUGGCUGCCUUUCGCGUGUGUCUCGUCCCAUAUUGGUCAGACCAAGAUAUCAAAGAGACCGGACAGUCGGUUUGGUGAAUAGUCCUCAGGUUUCUAUUUAUUUUGAAUAUUUAUUUAUUUAUUUUAGUGGAUAUUUAUAUUGUGCUUUAUUUGUUAGUGUUUUUUUUCUCAUUGUACAGCUUGUGUGCACGUACUGUCUGCUAUUCUUGGGACACUGCUCCAUCAUAUAAAGGGAUAGUACACAUAGUUGCAUCCUGCAUGUUUUGUUUUUUCUCUGUAACGACCAACAUGGUGUGAAUUUCUUUUACUUUUUCUUGCCUUUGUUCUCUCUGCAACAUUAGAUUUACGCAGACUUUGACAUUUUAACAGUUUUAUGUUGUCUCUCUUUUCUUCUUCAUGUAUACUUUGAACACUUGUGUGAACUAUCCCUCUCAAAAUCUUCACUGAGGCCGUGCAGUGUUUCUUUUCAAACUUUUUUUUUUAACAUUGUUCAUGUCCACUUGCUAAACACACACACCCUACUCCAAAAAAGAGAAGAAAUAGCAGCAUGCACAGUACAAACAUUUUGUUCUUCUGUUCUCCUGUGUGUGUUCACUUGACCAUGAGUUUAAAAAGAGUCACACAUUGAAAAAGUGAGAGUAAACAGUGUUACACAACUGCAAAUAAUUCUUUGCAGCAUAGCUGGCAUUUUCUCUGCAUGACAGUCAACAGCACUCUUUGUAGUUGUUCUUUUGUUGUUGUUGUUUUCCUGUUCAUUUGGUUUCACAUUUUCUACUGAAUGCUGGUAUACUCUACCUUACUAUUUUACUAUUUUCUCAGCUUUUUAAGUGCAUAUAACUAUUUUUGUCUCGAGAUGACAUAAUGAAGAGAAUUCUAUUAAUGACUGUGGCACUAAGGAUGAUGAUGGUGAUGAUGAUAAUUUCGCAUGUUAUUCUACCGGGCUCUGUGUUGUCAGUGCAGGAUGGCUGCCGUUCGUACACGUAAAUGAGAGAAUACUACAAGCACAUGAGAACCAUCGGCAUCAGUGAUAGCGAAUGCAUGAGCCUGUGCUGUGUGUCUCAUUAGAGGCUAAAACACAGCAGCUCACAAUAUUGAGCUCCAGUAGGGGGCGCAAUCACACAACAAAAAGCACAAGCAGACGUAGCUGCACCAUAUGUUUAUUUUAGUGACAACUCGAAUCUGACCACGCAGGCAGAAGCAACAGCAACAGCAGUUUAGUAGUGUAGAGUAAGAACCAGCUUCCAUUGUGAAUA